UAAAUGUAGGUUGUAGUCAUGGGAGUUACUGUCCCAAUUUAUUUUUGCACAGAAGGUCAAAUGAAAAUCAUACGGUGGCUGCAUCUCUAUGGACUGGUAAUUAUGGUUUUGGUCCAACCUAGCUGGCAGAUUGUCCUCAAAGAUACGUCCGAUGAGUCUAGAUGGCAAUCUUAUGAAUCCAAAAGUGCCCAGAGUUUUAUGUCCAACAUUAAGCGACACUCCGAAGGCACCUUCACAAGCGAUUUUACUAGAUAUCUGGAUAAGAUGAAGGCCAAGGACUUUGUGCAUUGGCUUAUCAACACGAAGCGAUACAGCUCUACAAAAAGGUACAUUCAAGAGGAUCCCAAUGGCAUCACCUUCCCUUCUGAUUUCACUCCCUUUUAGGUACAAUUAGCCACCCAGAGCAAGAAAUCCAAUUUGUGGCGGUCUCUUCCCAUAGACAGCUAUUGGAUCCACUCGCACCUGACAGCGACUGAAUAGUUUUAAUGGAAGGAUCUCUCGGUGAAACUGAAUGGUGUCUGCUGUUCCUGGUCUCCAAGCUAUUGUAACUGCACGGUGUCAUGCAAUAUCCAACACGCCUACCACUGACAAAGUCCAAGUUGGCGUGGAUUUAUUUGGAACUGUUGCUCCUAUGUUUUAGCUUUUCUUGUAGCUGCUUUUCGGGCACUAGACACUUUUGAAA
Gavialis gangeticus (Gharial) is the source of this 682-nucleotide messenger RNA. Its product is annotated as glucagon-like. The coding region runs from base 19 to 384 and encodes 121 amino acids. The record is from RefSeq and is a predicted model, not a curated record. Gene Ontology annotation, cellular component: extracellular region. The transcript has 4 exons. NCBI's taxonomy places the organism in Eukaryota, Metazoa, Chordata, Crocodylia, Gavialidae. Gene Ontology annotation, molecular function: glucagon receptor binding; hormone activity. Gene Ontology annotation, biological process: negative regulation of apoptotic process; adenylate cyclase-modulating G protein-coupled receptor signaling pathway; positive regulation of insulin secretion involved in cellular response to glucose stimulus.